AUGACUUCUUUGUAUAGCAUCAAAGGAAUUGCUAUAUUGGAUCAGGAUGGUAAUCGUAUCCUUGCUAAGUACUACGAUGACAAAGUAUUUCCAAGUGCAAAGGAGCAGAAAGCUUUUGAGAAAAGCUUGUUCCAGAAAACAUCCAAAGCAAAUGCCGAAAUAAUUUUAUUGGAUGGAAUGAUUUGCGUAUAUCGGAGCAAUGUUGAUCUAUUUUUCUACGUAAUGGGUGAUGCAGAUGAGAACGAAUUGAUCCUUGUUUCCGCUCUCAACUGUUUGUACGAUUCGAUCUCAUUAGUACUUCGAAAAAAUGUGGAAAAGAAGGCACUUAUCGAUGAUAUGGAUAUUGCUAUGUUGAUUAUCGAUGAAAUUUGUGAUAAUGGUGUUUUAAUGGAAACAGAACCCCAAGCUGUUGUAAGUCGUUGUGCCCUACGAACCGAUGAACUGACAUUUGGUGAUCAAAGCAUCUCUCAAGUGGGAAUGUCGGUACGCAUGUCUUAA
This is a messenger RNA of Acanthocheilonema viteae, 498 nucleotides long. NCBI's taxonomy places the organism in Eukaryota, Metazoa, Nematoda, Chromadorea, Rhabditida, Onchocercidae. The record is from the annotation of a GenBank genome assembly.